Messenger RNA from Ruditapes philippinarum (Manila clam), 846 nucleotides. RefSeq names its product GDP-D-glycero-alpha-D-manno-heptose dehydrogenase-like. NCBI's taxonomy places the organism in Eukaryota, Metazoa, Mollusca, Bivalvia, Venerida, Veneridae. Bases 1 to 846 code for a protein of 281 amino acids. The transcript has a single exon. The record is from RefSeq and is a predicted model, not a curated record.
AUGAAAGUACUUGUCACAGGUGGUGCUGGAUACAUUGGUUCAGUAUUGGUACCAAUGCUUUUACACGAAGGACACGAAGUAACAGUAUAUGAUAACCUGAACUGGGGUAUACACCCAUUGUUCCAUGUUGUUCACAUGUCUAAUCUAAGAAUUAUUAAAGGUGACGUGACAAACCGAGACCAUAUUGCUGAAGUUGUUUUAGGUAAAGACACAAUAAUUCAUCUCGCCGCAGUAGUUGGGCAUCCUGCAUGUGAUUCUGACCCUGAUGCUGCAUUUGCAACAAACAUCUUGGGAACACAAAUCAUAAUUGAUAACAUGUCAAAUACACAAACUAUGAUAUUUGCAAGUACAGGGUCUUGCUAUGGGUAUGUAGAAGGUGUCUGUACCGAGAAAACAACAAUUCAACCUCUUUCUCUGUAUGGAAAAAGUAAAGUUCGUGGAGAAGGAAUAGUUCGGUCUGUUUGUGGUAUAUGUCUAAGAUUCGCAACUUUAUUUGGAUUGUCUCCUAGAAUGAGACAUGACCUUUUAAUAAACAAUUUAACAUUUACAGCUGUAAAGGAAAAUCAUAUCCAAUUGUUUGAAGGUCAUUUCAGAAGGUCAUUCCUGCAUGUUCGAGAUGCUGCGCGUGCAAUUAUAUUUGCUUUGGAUAAUGCAAUGAUCAUGUCGGGUAAAGCAUUUAAUAUUGGUGAUGACCAAUUAAACAUGACAAAAUUACAAGUUGUACACAUUAUACAGGAGGUAUUACCUGAAAGUUUUAUUAGCACAACUAGUGAUAAAACUGAUACUGAUAAAAGAGAUUAUGAGGUGUCUUAUGAGAAAAUUCAUAAAUUGGGUUUUUUAUCAUAA